AUGUCGCGGCACCCUGUGGAUGUGCCGCGGCGGUCUGAUACGGUGACGCCGCGGCAGCGCAAGACGCCGUCGUUGCGUGUGCAGACACAGCUGCGUAGUCACUCCCAUGAUACCGAGAAUACGGCAUGGCGGCCGAUGAGGAGUGGCACCAGGAGUCCUCGUAGUCCGAGUCGAUUACGAUCCGCCGCGCACGCAGCUCAGUCGCUGGUCAGUGUCAUGGCGCGGUCGAUGUCACCGACAGUGGCGUCGACGCUCAUUGACGUGCCCACGACCAUGUCGCCCGUGUCGAUGGAGCCGGAGGAGAUGCCGCAUGAGCACACGAUUUCCAUGGACGUGGCAGAGCCGAUCGUCGCGCCGCAGGCGCGUCACGGCGCCGUCUACCUCCGGCCGCGCAGUAGGCAGUCGCGCCGCAUCCGGCGGCGCUCUGCAUGGGCGCACGUCCAAGCUAUCGCACGGCUUGUGGGUCAUCCGCGCGAGUGCCUCGUGCUGGCCUUCCAGUAUGUCUGCGCCCAAUACACAUACUGGGAUCAUGCCUUCCGCGAUCCCGUCACAGACCAGCGCACCUGGUGGCCACCGUGGAUGCAGUCGUACGCGCCGCUGCUCGUGUGGGUCGUGAUCAGCCUGUCCAGCACGGUCCUGGUCAUGCUCUUCCACACACCGCUCUUCCACGCGCUCGAUCACAUGUCGACGCUCCUUCGAGAUCAGGGGCUGCUGGGCCGCAUCCUGUUCGGCGCGCUCAUCUUUGCGCUCACCUUCCCGCCCAUGCCCCUCUACUCGACCAUGAUCGUCCUCUCGGGCUUUGCCUUUGGCAUGUGGCAGGGCUUUGUCGUGAGCUAUGUGGCCGCUCUCUCAGGCGCCGCUGCCGUAUUUCUCCUAAGCCGCACGUACCUUCACACUUGGAUGAUGCGCGUGCUGGCGCAUGCCGGCGGACUGCAGCGCGUGGUGCAUGCGAUCGAGCUGCGACCGCAGCUGCUCUUUCUCGUGCGACUGGCGCCGUACCCCUACAAUCUUUUGAAUAUGCUCCUGGCGAGCUCGCAUAUCCUCACAUUUCGCACCUACCUAUCAUGCACGGCCCUGGCCCUCCCCAAGCUGCUGGUGCACACGAGCAUCGGUGCCUCGAUUGAAAACUGGACCACCAACCGCGCAUCGAACGACGCCUAUACCGUGCGGCACAUGGCCGGCCUCUGCGGCAUGGUGCUGUGUGUCGGCAUUUUCAUCUACCUACACCAUGUGACCAGCCGCGCCGUCAACGACAGUCUCGAGCACGGCAGUGGCGAAGAGUAUGACAUGGAGGACGACGUGGAGCCCAAGUCGCCCGGCACACCUGAACACUGCGAUACCACGACAUCCCACGCUCCUUCCUGGCUCGCAGAGUCGAUCGAAGAGUUUGAACGAGCCGUAGAAUAA
This is a messenger RNA of Malassezia restricta, 1407 nucleotides long. Its product is annotated as SNARE associated golgi protein. The transcript has a single exon. Lineage: Eukaryota; Fungi; Basidiomycota; Malasseziomycetes; Malasseziales; Malasseziaceae. The record is from RefSeq and is a predicted model, not a curated record. Bases 1 to 1407 code for a protein of 468 amino acids. Gene Ontology annotation, biological process: mitotic spindle elongation; vesicle-mediated transport. Gene Ontology annotation, cellular component: Golgi membrane.